AGACGACACUUUGCUGUCAAAUCAACAUAAACGUUCAGUCCGCCAUGAAAAGAAAAAGAUAACACAAACAAAAAUAAAAGUACGCUCCUGACGUCGAAAUAUGUCUCAUCUAAGUCUAGAAGAACUGGAACUCAUAGAUGAACCGAAAUAUCGGAAUUACAUUAAUUCAGUGGAUAAAGCUCUGAAAAACUUCGAGUAUACGAGCGAAUGGGCCGACCUUAUUGCUGCGCUUGGAAAAUUGAAUAAGGUAUUACAAAGUCAUUCCAAGUUUAACAUAAUUCCAAGGAGGGUCAUUAUAGCAAAACGUCUUGCUCAGUGUCUCCACCCAGCACUUCCUAGUGGUGUUCACCUGAAGGCUUUAGAAACAUAUGACCUAAUUUUCAAGUUAGUUGGGGCUGCAAGACUUUCUAAUGAACUGUUUAUAUACAGUGCUGGCUUGUAUCCAUUGCUUGCACAUGCUGCAAUAAAUGUGAGGCCAGUACUAUUAUCUCUUUAUGAGAUACACUUGAUACCAAUUGCAGAAUAUUUGAAACCAGGAUUAAGUGGAUUUUUGAAUGGGGUUCUUCCUGGUUUGGAAGAGGGUGCUGACCAUUAUGACCGCACAAGCACACUUUUUGACAAAAUCUGCAACGGAGUUUCCGCCAAUUUUUUCUAUGGUUGCCUAUGGAAAUGUAUUGCUGAGAAUCCACAAAUACGGCUUCCUGCAUAUACCUACAUCUUAUCACAUUUUGAUCGAAAGCUGUCAAUAGAAGACCAACUCGAAAUUUUAGGCCAAAAUGUAGAUCUAAUGAUUCAUUCCAUGUGCGCUUCAUUAGAAGACAGCAGUGUUCUAGUGCAACGAAGCGCCCUCGAGUUUUUAUUGGCAGCAUUUCCACUUCAUGGAUCACACUUGCUCAAGCCUGAUGUGGUUCACUUGCUUGCAGCUGCCGUCACGGCAUUGCUGCGAAGAGAUAUGUCGCUUAAUAGACGACUCUUCUCAUGGUUGUUAGGUAGUGAGCCACAACUUUUGAGUGCUGAUGAUUCUUUAGUCAACGACACAUCGCGGGACUCGCCUAAUAUGAAAUCCUACUUCCAUCGAUAUUCCAAGGAUCUUUUAGUUGAAUCUCUCCAAUUGGUUUUAAAAAAUAGCGUGGUAGCUAAACCACCAGAUAUGAAACCGUAUCGAGUCUUGAUAUCGUUGCUAGACAAACCUGAAAUUGGUCCCAUCAUUUUAGAUGAUAUUCUUAUCGAUGUCUUUCGGUCAUUAUAUUUUUCCAACCAUGACCAAAGUAAAAAACAGAAGAAAGCGGCACAACACGAUGAGCUCGUGAAAACAGCCAACCUUUUCUUUGGGACACUAGAAGAAGCCUACAUCUGGUCUUACACAGGCCGCCUUCUACAGAAAAGCAGUUGCAUUGAAACGACGAGCAGAGAGGUACAGCAAGUGGGUCAAGGUUCACCUCAUUUCUUCGAGAUGUGCAAGCUUUCGGCUUUCCUCCUGGAACUUCUGUCCGUAGAUUCCAGCAGUGACACGCAAGUCGAACACCUACCUUCACUGCUCGUACAGACAGCUGACCUGUUGCAUGCUUCUUUCGGUACGAUGAGUGCUACGUCCGUGUUAGCCGGAAUCGAACUCUGUCUCACGCUAUUGAAGAAAAUUCUUCCUGCCCACGAAGGAACGGAGGAAUUAGUUGGCUCUUGGAGCAGUCCUUCGGAAGGCGAAGAAGCAAUCGAAUCCAGUUCAGGAGAGUUUCACAGCCCUCCAAGUAGUCCAGCGUUAAUCUCGUCUUCCCAACACCAGAAGCAAUUGCUUGAACAUUCAGUGGUGGCAAUCCAACAACUACUUGCCAAGCUUCUCAACCCUGGCAUAUUUGUUUCCGAUAGAACAACGUUAUUAGGGCAAGCAUCAAAGAUACUGUCAGUUCAAACUGUCAAUUGUUCUCCAUCGCUUGAAGAGAUGUUGGAAGAGUGCGUUAAUCCCAGCACCAGCAGUUAUUUGACCCUGGAAAAACCACUGUCUGUACCUCAGGAAAUGUACGAAUUAGAUCUGUCGAAAGAGCUGAAAUUAGCUGAUGUCGACCAACUAACUCGGCUGCUCCCAGUGCUGAAGCAAUGUUGUACCCUUCUUAAAGAACUUUCCACUUUCCCGACAUAUUGCGCUGCAGCAAUGGCUUCCCAUCAAGUGAUAUCAAACAAUCAAGAUUGGAGCACACUGCCAGAUUGGUUGCAGCUUUUGUGCUUGGCCAGCUGCUGUUUGUCAAAUUCCUCAUCUCAAUCGAAUACAAUUUACUUGAUCGGCACGGCUACAUUGCUUGACUUGACAGCGAUAACCUCGUCCAUCAUACCUACUGCCUAUUGGAAACCAGAACAGACUACCAAUCUACAAAAAGGAGACAUACCUUCUGAUAUGUUUACAGUCGUAUUACUUCCAGUUAUUACGCCUACACAACUGCUAACUCUGUUGAACAAAAGCUGCGUCUUUCAGCGAAUGGCUCGACAGCUCUGGGAAGGUGUAAGGUCAACGGCCGAAUGCCAGCAAUGUGCAGAAUUGAUUCACCAACUCCACACGCUUGCUCCGCCUACUCUUAGCCAUGUAGCCGAAGAUGUCAUCUUAUCUAGUCUUAGCCAACAAAUGCGACGAAACGAAGGCUGUUCAUCCGCUGUGGAAAAAUUCACCGUCCUCUGGCACUUGGGAAGGGAUUUGGAACCAUCGAGGUGGGGCUCUCGGCGAUUGAAGACAUUCGACCGUUGCUUGCAAUUGCUCCUGGAUUGGUUGUCGUUAGAUCCCCCUAGUCCACAAAGGACCGCGGCCGAAGGAUGGUUCGUUCAGGCUUUAUUGCGGAACGACCUUAGCAGGAUAUUGGACCCACUUCUUUUGAAGCUGCUCAAACCUCAUUCCGCCCGCGUGAGCAUUCGCCAUGUCACCUUCCAGCCCACUAACCAGGAAAACGAAAAGCAGCCUGUAGAUCGAGAGGAUAACAUUUACGCCAUUAGUUCCGUGAACGGACAUGUCAUUUACCAUGUUACGCCUAGCCGAACGAAAUCUCGUCCAUUUAGUCCAAGCCGUUCUGUUUUAACGCUUGGCCUCGGCGCCGAUGGCCGAGCUCCCGAGUCCUUUGUUGAUCGCCAAGUCGUCUUCCCCUGGCAACUUCCACAACACCAAAUUAUGGAACAGACAGUCGGACUCUUUGUAAAUCCAUUUUCCGAAGAUUUGUUUCAUGUUCCAGGCACGUACACUACUUCGGCAACGUCUACAGACUCUGGACAAGAAUCUCCUAAAGAACCUGAAUCCUCAGUAAUAGCCAAGUCUUUGCUCGACGAACUCAUUGAAACAGUUGUCAAUAAAGCUGUGGCCGCUGCGGCUGCUGCCCGUUUCAAGCUAAAGGAAUCCAAUUCGGCCGCUGUAGAGAAACUCACCGAUAUACAUCCCCUUCAUAAUCACAUACUUUUGUAUUGUCAAGUUAGCGAUGCGGAGCAAACGCUUCACGUUCUUCGAACGUUGCGCAGUCAACUGCAGCUGCAGCCCAGACUGUUGUUGUUGAGUCUCUCUUCAACUGGGAUUGCUUCGUCCCGCUCGCCUCAUUCUGUUUUACUUCAAGAGCUUCUAGCUCGCCAUCGCAAGUGUCUCUUUGGCAAUGGCUUUUACGGCGAAGUGUCCGGUGAUAUGAUGGCUCCGAACCGCAGCAGCAUGUACCUAGAGAUCUUGUUACAGUUGCUGCUCUACCACCUGAGAACUUACUACUCAUCGCUUGGAAUGAGCAGUUUGACGAGACAAGAAAUCAUAUCGAAUCGACAAGUCCAAUUAGCGUGUGUUCAACUCCUCAACAUGUUCCUUUCUGAGUUGCUACCGUUGGUCAGAGAUUUGGGCAAAGGGUUCUCGUCAUUCAUUUCCGAUAUGCUGACCCGUUGUCGGGUGCAAAAGGUUGCUUUACAUUCAAUUCUAGCUAUGCUGCAUGUCGUUACAUUAGACCAUAACAAGCCCGUCAAAAAGCGGAACGGUAAUCAAGGUCUGCUACCAACGUUGACUGAAGAAAUCAUCCAUUUUAAUGAAGAAGACGAGAAAUCAGGCAGUAGCUAUUCGGAGGCUACCUUGAUAUCCCUCGUAAAGCUUUUGUUAUCAAUAAUGGCGAUUGAAGAUCAACUGUCCAAACAGAAUUCGCCUGGCGAUCUACCUAACGUUAAUGUUGCGGCAUCUUCACCUGCCUCAGUCCCUGGUACUUAUCAGCGAGGUGUUCCAGUUCACUCACAACCCCUGUUUACCACUGCAAUUCUUACGGCCCUCAAACAGAAAUCGUCACGCUGGCUCCACACUGAAUUUUCUCGGCUUUUAGUUUCUAGUUUACCGCUGAUGGGUCGCUCUUUGCCGACUCUAUUAAAUGCAUUCGUUCCACAAGUUUGCCUCAAUUUAGAAUCAAUAGCGGCUUCCUCCACGCAGCAUCCAACCUGCCCACCCGAUUACCUUAUCACAGAGUUGGAAGCUCUUACUGCUCUCUGUCACUUCGUCCUAGUAGAUUCGCCUCACAAUGCAGGAGGUCCCACUCUUGCUGGAUCAGCUGGAAUGCUAGGUGGCAUGAGCUGGGGAGUGUCGAAUGCCUACGCAAGUGGCACGCCUCCAAAUCCGAAUGGACAAAUCUUAAACAAUUUGAUGCACGCGUUUACACCCAACGGCAUCAAUGGCACUUUCGGCAAUGAGAGCGCAUCCGCAGGUGGAGAUCCGUACCUAGUCGCAAGAAGACAGAUGCUUUCCAAUUUGCCACGAAUUCUUGUUUGCAUCGGUUAUUUGUGGCAAGCCUCCUCGAUGGAUACGUCAGUUGGUAAAGUACAACGCCAAAAGCUGCUUGAAUUCGUCAGUCCAAUCGGCCAUCAUCACGGAGUAAGCUUACUAGCUGCUGUCAGCGUGGCCUGGGUGGAGAAACGGAAAGACUCGAUGACCAGCAAUGGCAAAUCAAGGAAAAUCAUUUCCGAAUGUGGAAGCGAACAGCUAGCUCUUGUAGACCUCAUUUCAUCCGUGCGAGUUCUUCCUCCAGACACUCUCGUGCAGCUACUGCGUCAAGUACUUAAACAGCCGCUUCAGAUGCAACUACAUAAUCGCAGUUCACGACUGGAAGUUGGAUUGCUUCACUUUUUUCAUGCUUACCUGCAAAAGAUCAAUCGAGUUCAGUUAGGCGAAUGUUGGGGAUCGCUCCUUCAGCUGCUCCGAGAUGUCACGACCAUGGCACCACCGAUCCUCUUUGCUGGACUAGUCGUUUUUGGAGAAGCUGUUCAACGUUAUCAGACACCUGGCGAGAAACGUGAUCAACGUGAAUUGCAAGAAGUCACUGGUAAGCUGUUGGAAGCAUGCGGUGCCGUUGCGGCAGCGUCUCUCGAACAGACAACGUGGCUACGACGAAACCUCUCGGUUAGACGAGAUACCUUGUCCUCUACUCCGGCCGCCGAAGGUGAUGAUGCUACUAUUCUGGAUGAAAUGAGUAGUUCAUCCAGCGACACGUCUUCUGUCCACAUGUCGGCGACGGAUGAUGCCGCUGUCGUUGUGAAUCCAAGUAAUGGCAACAAAACGUCACGCUACAGUAUCCAGGCAUUGGCCGUGUUGGCCGAGCUGUUGGCUCCCUUACAAGAUCUGAUUUUUCCUAGUCAAGACAAGGAACGCGUGAUUCCUCUUUUAACAUCGCUAUUAGCCAAUGUUGUUCCCUAUCUUCGACACCAUAGCCAAUCGAAUAUCUCCGGCAUGAGAGCUGCGUCCCUUUUGCUGAGUUCGCUCAGUGAUUAUCCUGCUACAAGACGUGCAUGGAGGAAGGACGCGUUUGAUCUGUUGCUGGAUCCUACUUUCUUCAUGAUGGACGUUGAGACUCUGCGUCAUUGGAAAAACAUAAUUGACAAUCUCAUGUGUCACGAUAAAGACGCCUUCCGCGAAUUUCUCAAUCGUGUUUCAGUUAGCCCUUCGGGACUUUUCAGUUCGCGGGAGCUGGAAAUGGAGACGAGAACGUUGCUUCUCAAAAGAUUAGCUUUUACCUUGUUUUGCACUGAUGGAGAUCAGUAUCAGCGUUUCCUACCUGAUAUUCAAGAAAAAUUAUCCGAAAGUCUUCGACUGGCUCAGUCAUGGCCGACUGUCCAAGCCCAAGUUUUCUUGUGUUUCCGUGUUCUACUUUUGAGGACAUCCCAGCAACACGUGACAUCGCUGUGGCCGUCAGUGAUUGCCGAAACGGUUCAAGUGCUAUCGCAACUGGAACACGAACUUCGUCGAGAUACGGAAGAAUUCAGUUCACAGAUUCGUAGGCUGAGUGCCUUGGAUUCAACAUGGGUGACAAGUACCACCAAUGGUCUGCAGGGGAACGCUCACCCGGCGUGGUUGCAUCUCUACUUAGCCACCUGUAAACUACUUCAUCUGGCCCUAAUCCUCCCAGCAAAUAGACUCCCUCAAUUUCAAAUGUAUCGUUGGGCAUUUGUCGGCGAUGACAAUGUCAACGACGGAGACAUUAGCGGCAGUAGCCGAAGUAUGCAGCAGCACGUAACUCCCAAUUUCGUUCCAUAUCUCACCCGGAUCUAUCGUUUACUUCGAAGUAAGGUGGAUGUGGCAAAAACGUCUCUACCACCUACCAUCUCCUUGGACGAUAUCGCGUUGCCAUCUGCGUGCACGAUUAAAAGCUUGAUGGAUCUCCUACCUUUCUUUCACGCCAUUGAGCAGCGUUGCCCACGCGCCCGACCAAAUGAAGAACAUAUAGUCUCAUUCAUGGAAACUCUGUUAGAGCGUGAUUUCUUGGAACCUAUUCCACUUUGAACGUGAUGAAAUGUCAUGGUAAACUAGUCUCGCGCUCCCUUCCUUUUUCCUCCAUCGGUUGUAGAAAUUUUUCCUAUUUCUAAGUAAUAUCGCACUAUCGCUUGUUAUUUAUAACUUUCGAGUUUUUGAUGGAGCACUCUGCCCUCAAACUUUACCCGUCCAAAGUCGUUCGAGGUGUGCCUUUUUCACACAUUUUUAAAGUUGCCCAUACCUGUUUUUUCUGUUAGUUUUUUUUUAUUCUAUUGGAUGAAUAUUCCCCAUUUCUCUACAUAGUUUCUUGUCGACAGCACAUAACACGGUGGAUGGGCUAGAUUUGGUUAAAUGAUAUAAUCUUUUUCAAGAAGUGGUUAUAAAAUAAAUUUACGUUGUUAGUCU
Daphnia carinata is the source of this 7129-nucleotide messenger RNA. Its product is annotated as protein dopey-1-like. Gene Ontology annotation, cellular component: endosome; trans-Golgi network. The transcript has 16 exons. The coding region runs from base 101 to 6754 and encodes 2217 amino acids. Gene Ontology annotation, biological process: Golgi to endosome transport. The record is from RefSeq and is a predicted model, not a curated record. Lineage: Eukaryota; Metazoa; Arthropoda; Branchiopoda; Diplostraca; Daphniidae.